Molecule: messenger RNA, 1451 nt
Organism: Klebsormidium nitens
Lineage: Eukaryota; Viridiplantae; Streptophyta; Klebsormidiophyceae; Klebsormidiales; Klebsormidiaceae
Source: the annotation of a GenBank genome assembly
CAUGCAGCACCUUCCUUGCACCAGCAAAGAAGGAAGGGUGGCUGGCGCGUGCUGACCUUGCGGCCCGCACAAAGUAUAAGAUUACAUGUGCUCUUGAAGAUAAGUAGGCACGCUUGUUGAGGUCAAGCAGGCUCCUGAGUGUCCUCUCUUUUCAUGGAAGACAAGGUUUUCAUGGCGUAGAAGAGCGGCUCAGAAACAGUCUUCCCGGGACGUGGUGUGGCCGUGCUUGAGAUUGCUGCUGGAGCAGAGAGCUCGGGCGGUUGAGGCGGGUAGGCGGAUUCAGCUGGUGGAGUGCUGAAAGUUGUUGCUUCUGAUAAGGACGUAAAGUGCAAAGCAAAGUGGGACUGCACCGACCGAGCGACAAGAUUGAAAGCCUGCCUGCAAACGGCCCCAUAGAAGUUGAAAGCAUGGUUCUGUUGGAAAACCUUCUAUCAUUCCUUCCAUUCUGCAGCUUAUGAGGUGCAAAUAGUUUAGAUCCUUCUGCAGAGCUCCAGCGAAGGAGGACUUGCUGAUGCGCACCAGUUAGGUCCUCUUUCGCUUAGGUCCAGGAGUAGCUUGGUGUCGUUGGUUUGAAGUUCACUCGACGCCUUUUGCUCCGCCUGGAACCAUGGUGUGUCCAAUGCGAGUACUCCUGGUCCUUGCUUCCACAUUGGUCGCUGGCUACAUCGCCUGGGUUUCAUGGAACAAGCAGGGAGCACCGAGCGUGUUCGGGUCCGAUGAGGGAGUCGCUGCAACAACUGCAAGGAGUAAACAGGAUUCUCAGAAGGAUUUGCCAAGCAUCCAAGGAAGAUUACAACUUGCCUUUGAUAUGGUAUCGGGGCGGUACCUCUACAACCAGUGGACCUUGCAUCGAAAAAGCAGAGGACAAGCGGAAGGGAAAGUAGAAUGAUUCACAGGUCAUUGGAUUGGGCUUGAACCAGUUGGGCAAGUCUUCUUGGCAGACAAAAGUGAGAGUCAUUGCAUAGGAGUUAAAUGUACAUGUUAUGUUUGGAAACAGUCCGAAAUUAGUUGUUCCCAAGUUGGAUUGUAGUGAAGACUCGGGAUAGUCAUCAUUCUGCUGGGUCCACAUGUCGUUGCGGGCAUCAGAAUGAUCGAGUGUACUAUGCACCAAAUGUGGCUUGCUACUGUUCUGUAGUUGAGCUUUUCAGCUGUUGAGAGAGCACAUUUUCCACCUUGCCGCCAGCACACGAUGUGAGAUUGCUUUGAUCGGCCAAUCUCAGGUAGAUUCAAGUGGUACAACAAUUGCCUGAGGUAAAGAUUGGGAAGUAAAGCAAUAGUAAAGAUCGGCAAGACAUAAGGUGUUCUUGGCUAUAUUUUUAGGUUGCCGGUCAGACAUACAGUUUUAAGGCUGCAAGUUGCCACCCUUAGACUGGCUUCCAAUAAGCAUAUGCAGUAUUCCAAGAUUUGUCAGUGGCAUGUGAGAGGCACAUCAAAUAAGGUACCUACGGGCU